AUGAAUACCGUUCGUCUCCAAGCUCGAAGCGCGAGAAUUGUAACCGAGCGCGAUCAAAUUCCUAGCUGGAAUCCUUUCCUACGAGGUAGAAGAUGGGCCGACAAUGGCUUCGAUAUGGAUCGUCAUGGAAGAAGGGAUGAGGAAUCUGGCAGAGCGGAAAGUGACACGCAUGCUAUACCCUCACGUUUGGGACCAGCUCGUACACUCUCGGAUACAGAGAUCGCUAAGCUUCGCCCUGGUAUUGAGUCUUUAUUCGCCAUGACAACCUUGGAUGAGAAGCCUAUGCGUCCACUUUCUGCUGGUGACCUAGUUACUGAGGGGGAAGCGGGCUCUAGCCUCGGAGAGCAUCAUCGGCAUCGUUUUCCACGCUCCUCUUCCAGCCCCGAAGACAAACCAAACUGUGAAAUUGACAAAGCAAACAAAUAUGCAAGAAAUCACACAUCACCAUAUGAAAAUUUGAUCAAAAAAAUAGUCGCGAUCUUCUGCUCAUCAUGGUUGUCGCUUCUUCUCCCAUUUGUACCUGCAGGGUUUGCUGCAAAUUAUACCAAUCUACCACCAGUCAUCCUUUUCAUACUAAACUUCGUUGCUAUCUUUCCAAGCGCUUCUAUUGUCGAUAUGGCUAUGGAUGAAGUAAUGUUACGCUUUGGGAAUACAGUGGGAGGAUUGAUCUACAUGACUUUUGGGAACAUCGUACAACUAGUGACCUCGAUUCUUCUCCUCAAGACUCGACAGGUCGAGAUUUUGAAAACUUCACUAGUCGGGGGAAUUCUUGGCGGAGUUCUUUUGAUAAUGGGCGCGAGUUAUUUCGCAGGUGGUAUUGAUCGACUCGAACAGUCGUUUAAUGUCAGCUCGGCAAGUUAUGUCGCUAAUUUCUUGACAUUAUCUGUGGCUAGCUUGAUCAUCCCAACAGCAUCUCAUCUUUUUGCCAAUUCGACCCCGGAGAAUAUUGCUGCGCAAUCUAGAGGGACUGCAAUUGUUUUGUUGUUUGUAUAUGGCAUCUAUCUAUUCUUUCAGCUGAAAACACAUUCAUAUGUCUUCAAUCCAGAAGCUGGCUUGUACAUCAAAAGGGCACCAAGAACGACUGUCAAAGACGCCAAAGAGGACAAGAUCACCAGAAGCGUGUCUUCUCCGCCAGCUGUUGAUUCCACCGGCGAAGAUUUAGAGCCUCAUCUCACUAUGACGGUCGGUAUAAUUACCCUCAUUAUCGGAACAGUUGUACUCGCCUUUAACACUACUUUCGCUGUAGACAGUAUCGAUGGUCUGACGGCAGAUCACGCCUCACCUAGUUUCGUUGGUCUGAUUCUUCUUCCUUUUCUCAACAAUGAUCUUAUGCCCAUUACAUGUGCACGGAUGGAUAAAUUAGACUUGAGUAUCAUGGCAUCGGCCGGCAAGUCUCUUCAGACCUCACUACUAAUCACGCCCCUGGUUGUGAUUAUUGCGUGGAUUUGGGGGAUAGAUGAUAUGGGUUUAUUGUUCGAUGGGUUCCAGGUGGCAUCUCUGUUCAUGGCUGUAUUGCUGUUUAAUUUCCUUAUUGCAGGAGGAAAGAGUAAUUACUUGCAAGGUGUAUUGCUACUCUCAAUAUAUGUCAUGAUAGCUAUAGCAGCUUGGUAUAAUUGA
Messenger RNA from Botrytis byssoidea, 1617 nucleotides. RefSeq lists its product as uncharacterized. The record is from RefSeq and is a predicted model, not a curated record. Gene Ontology annotation, cellular component: fungal-type vacuole membrane. NCBI's taxonomy places the organism in Eukaryota, Fungi, Ascomycota, Leotiomycetes, Helotiales, Sclerotiniaceae. Gene Ontology annotation, molecular function: calcium:proton antiporter activity. Gene Ontology annotation, biological process: calcium ion transmembrane transport; intracellular calcium ion homeostasis. Bases 1 to 1617 code for a protein of 538 amino acids. The transcript is spliced from 4 exons.